Lucilia sericata (common green bottle fly) is the source of this 2575-nucleotide messenger RNA. RefSeq lists its product as uncharacterized. The coding region runs from base 775 to 2535 and encodes 586 amino acids. Lineage: Eukaryota; Metazoa; Arthropoda; Insecta; Diptera; Calliphoridae. Gene Ontology annotation, molecular function: protein binding. The record is from RefSeq and is a predicted model, not a curated record. The transcript is spliced from 8 exons.
AGCAAGCAAAAAGCACGAUCAAUUGUAUAGAUCAAAAACUUUAAAGAGGAAUUAACUUAAAAAGAAGUAAUAAUUAGUGUAAAAAACAAAGGAGCUUUAAACAAUUUAAAUUAUUUGAUUAAUUAUUAAAAGAAAAUUUACCGUAUUUAUUAAAUUAUAUAUUUCUGAAUGAUGAUGAGAAAGAAAUCAACAAAUGAAUGAAUAGUGUAUAGAAAUUUUUCUGGUGUUUAAAUAAAAUUUGUGGUGCUUUUUUUUGUACAAUUUAAUGGUAGUAAAAACCAGUUUGUUUGGUAAAAAAAGCGCGUGCUAUACGUAUUGAAUAUUUUCGGUUUUUUGUGUAUGUUUUGUUUACCAAAAACAAAACAAAAAAAAAAAAAAACGGUUUUUAUAAAGAGAGUGUUGAAAGGGGAUAGAGAGUGAUAACUACAAAAGCUCUCUGCUAAACAGAUGUUUUGAUUAAGCCAAAUCCAUCAUGAUAUUAAUUUGUUUGUAAACAUAAAUAAACAAAAAAAAAUUGCCACAAUUUUAUGCUGAUAUUUUGUUAUUGAUUAUUGUUGUUGUAUAUUUCUUAUUGAAAAAAAUCAGCACGUGUGUAAAAAAACUAAAGACUUAAGCAACAAACUUGAGCCUGUGUUGAAACUAAAACAAAAGAUUUAAGCCACAAACUUGGUUUAAAUUUAAACUAAAAAAAGGAAAAAAAGAGUAAUUUACCGCUGAGUUUGCUGGCUUUGUUUUAGUUGUACUAAAAAAAAACAACAAAAACCACAACAAACAAUGGGUACACGUGUACCGCCUCCCUGUCCCACCCCUUUAAUAUGUGAUGGACAAUCUGUGGCCGGUUUACCACAACUCAUUGAUGAUUUACAAAGACUCUCCGAAGACCAGGAUAGUGCUGAUGUGGUAUUUAUAUGUGGUCGCGAAGAGGAACGUAUUUAUGCCCAUCGUAUUAUAAUGAUGGCACGCUGCAAAAGCUUUAAAACCAAUAAACGUGGUGAAAUUUGCCGCAUACCCGGCUGUUCUGUUUCACCUGCUGCUCCUGGCACACCGACAUCUGUGAGACUGCCACAUGUUCACCCGGAAGUAUUACGACAAUUUGUUCUAUACGUUUACACAGCCAAGAUUUUGUUACAAGAUUCGCGAGUUUUUGAAAUGAUGACCUUGGCACAGGAUAUGGGUUGUUGUGAGUUGAGAUCGGCUUGUGAGGAUCAUGUCAUAGCAACACUGUCUGUGGAUAAUGCUUGUACUUUUUUGACGGCUGUCAUGGAAAUACACGAAAAAGCAGGUGCCAAAUGUGCUGCUUCUUUUAUGGAGCGCUGUAUCAUUUACAUUGGAGAAAAUGCCAAUGAGUGCGUCAAAACCAAUGCAUUUUUGAAUUUGAAAAAGGAGGCCUUAAUCAAAUUAAUAUCAUCGGACUAUUUCUGCCUAGAAGAGGAAGAUGUCUGGCGUUGUGUACUCGCUUGGGCUAAAAAUCAUGCCGGUGUCACUCAACCUACUGCUCAUUGGACAGAGGAGGAAAGGGGUCGUGUUUGCCAACAGCUACAGGGUGUUAUGUGUCACGUACGUCUCUUACUAAUCGAUAGUCAAGUAUUUGCCGAAGAAGUUGAGCCCACAGGCGCUGUACCCAUGGAACUAUCUUUAGAGCGUUAUCGUUAUGCCGCCUUACAAAAUUCCACUAAUAAACCGGGUGGUCAUCAUGGUGGGUCGAGUAUGGGUGGAGGUGGUAUGGGAAAUAUGGGUGCUGGCGGUAGUUUUAGUGCUAAAAUCGAUGGUGAUAAGAGACUACAGCCUAGAUUAACGAUUAAUAUGUUUCCCGGUUCACAGAUUUUGAGAAACGAUAAGUUGCAUUUGCAAAGUGUUUUGAAUAAUUGGUAUGGUUGCUCUAAACAAUCCUGGCGUUUAUUGUAUCGUGCCUCUACUCAUGGCUUUUCUUCGACAGCUUUUCAUCGCUACUGUGAUGGAGUGGCGCCUUGUUUUGUCAUAUGUUUGGGUUCCCAUGGUGAAAUAAGCGGUGGCUUUACCGAUGUGGCCUGGGCUAAAACAUCACGCAAGGGUGUUUAUAUACAUUCCGAAAGGGCUUUUCUGUUUGCCUUAAAUGCUGGCGUCUCAGAGUCCCCUUUAAAAUUUGAUAUAGUUAAGAAACCUUAUGCCAUUUGUUAUCAUCCAGACUGUGGUCCCAUUUUUGGUGCAGGCGCCGAUUUGCUAAUAGCCAACAACUGCAAUACCAAUAAAGAUUCCUAUUCAAAUCUACCGCAUUCGUAUGAUGGUCCCAAUGCUUCCUAUGAAACCCUUUUCGGUGAUUAUAAUUUUACCAUUACCGACUAUGAAGUUUAUACUGUGGCUCAAGCUAGCCCUAAUAUGAAUCAAAAUCCCACUUAUAGCAGUUCCUCUAAUUGUUUAUCGAAUACCUCAAACAGCUUGACAAAUACUAAUGGUUCUACGGGAGGUCUAAAUAACUCCAAUACAAUGAUGAAUAAUAACAAUAAUAUGGGUAAUAAUAGUGUGAGUUUGGCAAAAGCCAAAUAUGAAAGGUAUUAAUGGAUUAAUUUCUUCCGUAGAAAUGUAAGAGCUAGUUUUU